AUGGUUCUGUCGGAGAUCCAGCCAUCUAUGCCGGAACCUGAUAUUCGUUUCGCCAACCUGAGAGGCGUACGGUGGCGCGUGAAUCUCGGUGUUCUCCCCUUUCAAGCUUCUUCCAUCGAUGAUCUUCGCAAAGCGACCGCUGAAUCUCGCAGAAGAUAUGCGUCUUUAAGGAGAAGACUCUUGAUAGAUCCACAUUUGUCUAAAGAUCUACGAAACUCUCCUGAUCUCUCCAUCGACAAUCCCUUAUCUCAAAACCCAGAUAGUACAUGGGGUAGGUUCUUCCGCAACGCUGAGCUAGAGAAAACAUUGGAUCAAGACUUAUCAAGGCUUUAUCCAGAGCAUUGGAGGUAUUUUCAAGCUCCUGGAUGUCAAGGGAUGUUAAGACGUAUCUUACUCUUGUGGUGUCUUAAACAUCCCGAGUAUGGUUAUCGACAAGGAAUGCAUGAGCUUUUGGCUCCUCUGCUUUAUGUACUUCAUGUUGAUGUUGAGCGUCUCUCUGAAGUGCGUAAAAGCUAUGAAGAUCACUUCACCGACAAGUUCGAUGGCUUAUCUUUCGAGGAACGAGACAUUACUUACAACUUCGAUUUCAAGAAGCUUCUUGAGGAUUUCACCGACGAUGAGGUUGGUGGAAUUCACGGGAGUUCGAAGAAGAUAGUGAGCUUAGACGAGCUUGAUCCUGAAAUCAAGUCCAUUGUGAUGCUAAGCGAUGCUUACGGAGCAGAAGGAGAGCUAGGGAUUGUCUUGUCGGAUAAGUUCAUGGAGCAUGAUGCUUACUGUAUGUUUGAUGCUCUCAUGAGUGGAUCUAACGGUUCUGUCUCAAUGGCUGGAUUUUUCGCUUACUCUCCAGCUACCGGUUCCCACACUGGUUUACCUCCGGUUCUUGAGGCCUGCACUGCGUUUUACAAUCUUUUAUCGUUUGUUGAUUCGUCUCUGCAUAGCCAUUUGGUUGAACUCGGAGUUGAGCCUCAGUACUUUGGUCUUCGUUGGUUACGUGUUUUGUUUGGAAGAGAGUUUUUGCUUCAGGAUCUGUUGGUAGUGUGGGAUGAGAUCUUCUCAGCUGAUAAUACUGCGAGAACUGAUAAUGGCACAAGCCAUAGCUUCAUGAUCUUUGAUUCUCCUCGUGGAGCUUUAAUCUCUGGAAUGGCUGUUUCGAUGAUACUUUGUUUGAGAUCUUCUUUGCUCGCUACUGAAAACGCAGCGUCUUGUCUCCAGAGACUACUCAAUCUCCCGGAGAAGAUUGAUGUGAGGAAGGUAAUAGAGAAGGCUAAGUCAUUACAAGCAUUGGCUAUGGAUGAGGAUGUAAGAUCAUCAGCUUUAUCUGUGAACAACGUCUUUGAUCAGAGCAUGAGUCCUGCUAUACCGGCGAGGACUAAUAGCUUUCCUUCGGGAUCCACUUCUCCUAAAUCUCCAUUGAUCAUUACACCACAGAGUUACUGGGAGGAGAAAUGGAGAGUUCUUACCGCCGAGGAAGAGAAAAAGAGUCCUUCAACGCCACCACCGAAGAAAAAGGCAUCAUGGUUCAAGGUGAAGAGGCUUUUCAGAACAGAGUCUGAGCCUACGCAUAGCGCAAAGAUAGAAAGCAAAGCUGGUUUAGCAUCAGUGGCGCGAAACUUGCUGGAAGAUUUUAAUCGGGAGGUUGUUUCUGAACCUGAGGAAGCUAAUGCAGUAGUUGUUGUGAACAAUGAAGAUAGCUCAGCAGCUAAUAGAGUGAACAAUGAAGAUGGUUCAGUUCAAGAAACCGAGGAAGCUAAUAGAGAAGAUGUUAUGAACAAUGAAGAUAGUUCAGUUCAAGAAACCGAGGAAGCUGAUAGAGAACAUGUUGUGAACAAUGAAGAUGGUUCAGUUCAAGAAACCGAGGAAAGAAAUGUGGAUUUUACAUCUGCUGGUGAAGAGAGUAUAGCAGCAGUUGAGGAGACUUCAUCUGAUGUCUUCUCAGAUCCAAACAGUCCACUCAGACAUUCAAACUCCAUAGAGAAUGAUUCAGAUAGCAGCACCGGGUCGAUUCUGUUUGCCAAUGAAAAAGUUGAAGAUCAAGAAACAAGCGCAGUAGACUCACCUCUUCCCGUUUCCUCUCAACCGAGCAUUGAGUUUCCUGUAGCUCAGUGUAAUGACGAAGAGGACACAGCAGAUAAAUCUGUGGCCGUGAGUAAGGAGCGUAACAAGGCUUUACCAGGAAAGUUCCAGUGGUUUUGGAAGUUUGGACGCAAUCUCACUGGCGAGGAGACAAGAUCCAAUGAUGUUGAAAGUAGUAAAAGUGGUUUGGUUAGCUCUUCUGAGUCGCAUUCUUCUCCACAGGCUUCAUCUUCGAGCAGCAAAGGAGAGGCGGAUCAGAAUGUGAUGAAUACUCUAAAGAACCUUGGCAAUUCCAUGCUCGAACACAUUCAGGUGAUGGAGUCUGUUUUCCAGCAAGAACGAGGUCAGGUUCAGGCAGGAUUAAUGGAGAACAUAUCAAAGGCUAACUUGGUCGAAAAGGGACAAGUCACAGCCACGACAGCUCUCAAGGAGCUUCGGAAGAUCAGUAAUCUUUUGAUGGAAAUGCGAUGA
This is a messenger RNA of Eruca vesicaria subsp. sativa (arugula), 2544 nucleotides long. Lineage: Eukaryota; Viridiplantae; Streptophyta; Magnoliopsida; Brassicales; Brassicaceae. The record is from the annotation of a GenBank genome assembly.